This is a messenger RNA of Prunus persica (peach), 2208 nucleotides long. Its product is annotated as mechanosensitive ion channel protein 1, mitochondrial. The record is from RefSeq and is a predicted model, not a curated record. Gene Ontology annotation, biological process: transmembrane transport. The transcript is spliced from 7 exons. Gene Ontology annotation, cellular component: membrane. Lineage: Eukaryota; Viridiplantae; Streptophyta; Magnoliopsida; Rosales; Rosaceae. The coding region runs from base 312 to 1919 and encodes 535 amino acids.
GAGCGCGAAACAGUCGGAGGCUAAAGCGACGCGUGCUCCUCAUGCUUCCAUACUUGGCCUCGGAAAUGAGCCUUCUCUUUCAUACGCUUUGAGCUCCGAAGCUCUGUCGGCUUGUCUUAUUUCCCAAGCAAAGUGAAGAAGCUCGCUCUUCUGGGUCUCUCAGAAUUUUCAUGUGAACCGCCAAAAUCAACCAUGACAGAUUAAGAUACCAUGAAAGAGUUAAUUAAUUUCAACCAGGUCCUCUUAAGCAUGUAGAGAUUGAAGAGUGCCUUUAGUAUUAUAGAAUAGUCUGGUAUACUAAGCUUUCUCUAAUGGGUGGAGUUAGGCUUUCCAUAUUGAAAUCACUUUGCAAGUCUACCAGUUGCUCUUAUGCGAAAUUUGGCAGUUACCAGUAUAUAAGACCAGCAUAUGCUUUUGUAAAUCGCAGUUACUAUUCUAAGGAAACACAAUCUCUUAAAACUUUUGCGAAGAUGCAUUCUAGAGCAUUGGGUUCUGAAUCACUUGCCAACAUCCAAUCUUACAGAACCAAACCCAUUUCAGCAUUUUCACCCACAUUGUCAAAUUCACAUAUUAGGAGUGCUACUCCUCUUUUUUUGGUAAAUCCAAUUUUGAAUAGCCGUUCAUACUCAUCAUCUGUUGGUAGCAAUGCUGAUAAAGCUGGGCAACCAGGCCUAGGAGUUCCGGCUGCUUCUGGUGGCAGUGAAGUGGAUAUUGGUAAUAGUGGUAUUGUUGGCAGUGAUUGGGUUGCUAAGGUUAAGGAUGCAUGGCAGAGUGCUGUGGACGCAGCAACUUAUUCUGGACAGAAGGCUAAAGAAACCUCUGUUGAGCUGUCGCCUUAUGUUCAGCAGUUGCUGGAUUCCUAUCCACAUCUUAGAAAUGUGGUUGUUCCUGUUGGUUGUACUUUGGCAGGUACUAUAUUUGCUUGGCUGGUGAUGCCGAGGCUUUUCAGGAGAUGUCACAAGUACGCAAGUCAAGGGCGCACUGCGUUACUAUCAGGACGCCUAUCUGAGGAGCCAGUUCCAUAUGAGAAAAGUUUUUGGGGUGCUUUGGAGGAUCCAGUGCGAUAUCUAGUUACUUUCAUGGCAUUUUCACAAAUUGGCAUGCUGGUAGCACCGACCACUAUAGCUUCUCAGUAUCUUGCACCGGCAUGGAGAGGGGCAGUUAUCCUUUCAUUUGUGUGGUUUCUGCAUCGGUGGAAGACAAAUGUGUUCACUCGUGUAUUAGCGACUCAAAGUUUGCCUGGUCUUGAUCGGGACAAGUUGCUAGCUAUAGAUAACAUUUCAUCCAUUGGUCUUUUUGUGAUUGGGAUAAUGGCUUUAGCUGAGGCAUGUGGGGUGGCUGUGCAAUCAAUUCUUACAGUUGGUGGCAUAGGAGGAGUUGCUACUGCUUUUGCUGCCAGAGACGUCCUUGGAAAUGUUCUAAGUGGUUUCUCUAUGCAGUUUUCAAAGCCCUUUUCGCUUGGGGAUACAAUAAAAGCUGGAGCUAUAGAAGGUCAAGUGGUGGAAAUGGGACUUACUACCACUUCGUUAUUGAAUGCAGAGAAGUUCCCUGUCAUAGUUCCGAAUUCACUGUUUUCAAGUCAGGUAAUUGUGAACAAGUCGCGUGCGCAAUGGCGUGCCAUCGUCACCAAAAUUCCCCUGCAAAUUAAUGAUUUGGAUAAGAUUCCCCAGAUAUCAAAUGAUAUAAAGAGCAUGCUAAGGUCACACUCGAAGGUGUUCUUGGGAAAGGAGGCCCCUUACUGUUUCCUGUCUCGUCUAGAAAGUUCAUUUGCCGAAUUGACUCUUGGAUGUAACCUCAAACAUAUGAGCAAAGGUGAGUUGUACUCUACUGAAGAAGAGAUUAUUCUGCGGUCAGCCCAGAUAAUCAAGGAGCAUGGUGCUAGGUUGGGCAGCACCUUCCAAGAUAUGACCACUCAAUAGUCUCACGAAUUAUAUGACUGCUAUCAUACAGAUAAAAGUUUUUGAUGAAUAUGAGUCACCACACACAACACUAGUUUGUCUUGACAAGAGAGCUGCAUAUAGGAUCCAUUGUGUAAUAUCCAUUGCUGUGUCUUUUUCAACACAAAUGUCAAGGUUUAAUCUUUUGUGUGCAAAUAUUGUAUGGAAUCGCCCCAUCCACUCUAUGGUGGGUGAGAUUUGACCGUUGCAACGAACCGGGUUUCAUAUUUGAAAUGUGGUUGCAGGCUCAACGCCAUUUGGUUGAGAAAAA